Messenger RNA from Eruca vesicaria subsp. sativa (arugula), 1190 nucleotides. The record is from the annotation of a GenBank genome assembly. Lineage: Eukaryota; Viridiplantae; Streptophyta; Magnoliopsida; Brassicales; Brassicaceae.
AUUCCAUCUUCACUAGCGAAUCCUAUACGAACAAACCGAAUUCGCAGAGAGGAGAUCGCCUGGCUAAACCAGAAAUGAAGGAAGACAUCCAGAAAAUGGUGGCCGUUGGACUCGUCUGGGGAGCCACCAACGCUCUGAUCCGCCGCGGAGCACUCGCCUGGGACAAAAAAUCUUCUUCAUCAUCGUCAACAACACAGUCUCCUCCUCCUCCUCUUCAGAUCCGCCGCAAAAUCCUAACCGCUCUCCGCGACUGGAUCAACCUCCUCCUCUUCUGGCAAUACUCCCUUCCUUUCCUCGUGAACCUCUCCGCCUCCGCCACGUUCUUCGCUCUCCUCGGCGACUCCCCGAUCUCCAUCGCCGUUCCGGUCACCAACGCCACGACGUUCGCCGCGACCGCCGCGUUCGGGGUGCUUUUGGGGGAAGAGACUCAGAUCGGGCUUGCUUUGGUAGGUACGAGCUUUAUUGUAUUUGGAAUUUGGCUUUGCGUUGGUCAGUGAUCAGUUCACUAACUGAUCGCGUCUCUGUGAUUGGAAUAAUGAAGAAGUUUGACUCUGUUUCUUGUGAGAUUUAGAAUUGCUUCAUUCUUGUUCUAGCAAUGUAGAUAGCGAGAGUGCUUAUAGAACUGAUAAGUGAUAAGCUAAGUCUACGAGGCCGAGGCCGGCCCUGAGGUUUUGGGGGCUUGUGGCUAUGUCUAUCUAGUUUUUUUUUGUACAAAUUUGGGAGCAUAAACAAUUUUUUUGGGCCUAUGUCUAUUUAGUUUUGGGGGACCUAUGGCAAAUGUUUCACUGAGCAUGGCCCAGGGCCGGCACGGUAAGUGAUAAGUGAUUAGGUGAUGAUUAGCUGAUGAAACUGGUAGGUAGGUGAUGAGAUGGUGUAAUGGUAAUGCCAUUAUGAUAUACAGCAAAUGAUUGAGAGUCACUUUCCUAGGGAAUAUGUUUUCCAGUAGAAAUAGAGAUGAGUAGCUGAUGAAACUGAUAAGGGAUGAGUAGUGUGUGUUGUAAUGGAAACUAAUACCAUUAUGUUAUGCAAAUGGUUGAGGAUCAAUUGUAGAACAGAGAAUGAGAUGGUUUGGUUAGGUUUAUAUGAUGAAUUUUCCUCACCAUGAACAUUUUUGUCUACCAUUUUGCGGUCUAAAGGGGUUGACAGAGAGUGAUCAUCGAACCAUCCAGUGGUCUGUUUACCCAAAUCUC